AUGUUGAAUAAGAUUCUUUUCCCUCCAACAGGAGGUGAAGGGAUCCUGGAGCGUGUCCCUCCAUCCCGGCCAGCACCUAUGUGGGACCAGCCACUCCCGAAGCCCUUUUUCGACAACUCCACCAGCAAUCGCGUCAUUGGCGCCGUUGGGAGGACCACCUUCCUACACUGUCGGGUCAACCACCUGGGAGACCGAGCGGUGACGUGGAUCAGGAAACAGGAUGUGCACGUGCUGACGGUAGGGCUCUUUACCUACACCACCGAUGAUAGAUUCACGGCCUUACACUCCGAGGGUUCCGACGAUUGGACACUGCGCAUAGCGUCUGCGCAGAUCUCUGACUCCGGGACGUACGAGUGUCAAAUCUCCACCGAACCUAAGAUGUCAAGAGCCUUCAGACUCCAGGUUGUUGAAGCGGAGGCGCAUGUGGCGGGCCCUCGGGAGAUCCACAUGGUGAGCGGCAGCAACAUUAACCUGACGUGCUCAGUGACGGGCAGCCCGGAGCCCCCUCAGUACAUCUACUGGUACCGAGGCACCACCCUCAUCAACUACAGCUCCAGGGGCGGCAUCAGCGUAGUCACAGACAAACACUCCCGCACCUCCAGGCUAGUAGUCACCAGGGCCACGACGGCAGACUCCGGCAACUACACUUGUGCUCCAGCCAACGCCGAGCCUGCAUCUGUCAGCGUCUACAUCCUUAACGCAGGAGAGCACCCGGCGGCGAUGCAGGGAGGAGAGAGUACCAGCAUACACUGUCAGUCACUGCUCGCCCUCAUCCUACUCGGCUCCGCUGUGGCCAAGUUCCAUGACCUCACCGAGAGAUAGUCACUUUCUUCAUUAUGUACAUGUCUAUACACACUCAUACAUGCUGUUAACAAUAAACUUUAAGCCUCACAAACUGGCCUGGAUUUUAAACCAGGGUUGUAUUCAUGCUUUCUGGGACAUUAUGUGAUUAGUUUUGUAUAAAUAACUAUUCUGUAUGGCGGUAAUAAUUUAGAGUUUGAUGAUCUGUGUUGAACUCAUGGGAAACAUUCUUACAUAUUUCAAAGCCAUAAUUAUUAUCAUAAAAAAAAAAUUACUGCAGCCAUUGGUUAAUUAAUUAUUAAUCUUUUGUUUUGUAUUAAGUCAAUCAUAUGUUUAUUGGAGUCGUUCUCUUCACCGAAACAUUAUUGUCUUUCAACUGGCAACUUUGUCACCACAAUCAGAUGACUUUGGAGUCUAAGGUAGAAUCUGUGGAAGGUGUUGAGGGUUAUUGAACUUUUUGUCAGUACUUCUAUUUAUCAUUUAAUGCAGUAGUUUUGACUCCUAUACGUUUAAGUUGACCAAUAAUAACCCUUGUUUAUUUCAAGAAGUAAAACUCUAUUUUUCAAUUUCAUAUUUAAGAACCAUUUAUUUUCAUCAAUUACUCUUCGUUCUAGUCUUAUGUUAAUAAAUAAAUAUGGCUGGUAGGUUUUAUACAAAUUUCAUACGUAUUCAGGUUUAAUAGAGACAACAGAGACAGAGGAACAGUGUGAGUUUGAUACUUGUUAAUAAGUAUGUGACUUAUACUGUGAGAGAGAGAGAGAGAGAGAGAGAGAGAGAGAGAGAGAGAGAGAGAGAGAGAGAGAGCUGCCUUCAGGACUGUAAAGGUUUCCAUAACUAAAUACUGAUGUAGAAUAAGAGAGAAAAAAAACAAAAACAAAAAACAGAUUUUUCCCGUUACCGACAAACAGCAGAGCUCCUUCAAGCGUUGACCUUCAGGUGUUCUGCUGACCCUCUACUGCGCCACCUUAGUAUUAACAUCUCUUUCAUUACUAUUACAUGCCAACUGGAACGUAAACUCGAAUGGUGAUAAUUAAGAUGAUUCAAAAGGGACGAUAAUUUGGGAGGUAAAAAUGAAGAGAACAGUUUAGUUGAUCCUUAGUUUAUCUCAGUAACUCAAUAAUUCUAUGGGGAAGUAAUAAUAAUCAAAUAUAUAAGUUAAUGAACCAGACUCCCUUAUACUCACAAAACAUAUCUUCUUAAAGUAUAUACACUGUUCCACCUCAGUUCACAGGUUCCAUCAACAGCCACAGUACACUAUUACUUAAUUCUAGUAUUUGUUUGUAAACGUUCACGAACUAAAAGUGUGUUGUAGUGGCCUCGUGUUGAAUAUAUAAAUCUGCUUCUGUCUGUCGGUUCACUUUGGUGUUUCUUUACACGGAAAAGUUGAUUGUCAAUUUUGCUAUCCGGGUCUUUGUGUUUCAGACUGUCAAGAAAUAACAUUUAUGCAUUCUCUGUCUUCGUAGUUAUUCUCUUCAGUUAAAUGAUUUAAUUAGACGAAGAAUUCUUGUAUCUCCAAAAUAAUUACAUUAUUCUUUAGUAAUUUAGUUUAUCGACUUACUUUCUGUCUCUAUGUUAUAAAGUUUUCGUAUAGAGGAAGCCAAGGAAUUUCUCUGGUGGCUGAAAUUAUUAAUAUGAUGCAUUUUAGAGAGACAAAUAUAACAAGAGAUUUAUUUUACUUGGUAACGGCAUCAAACAGCAUUUGCAUUCUGUAAUUUUGUCGUUCUAUUUUCAGUCCUUGGAACAUUGAAAUUAAUUUAUUCAUCAACAGAAACACCUGAUGGAUUUUUUUUCUCGGACAAUCAGAGCAAUAAAUAUAAAAGUCUUUGUCGUUUUAUAAGGAAUAUAAACAUUUGACCCAUAACAUGUUGAGUGAGUGGGUGAAGGUCGGGCGUGAGUGGCUCAGCACAACACCUAAGGCUUUACUCUGGUGUUGUUAGGGGACGCAGAGGACGAAAGCUGGUGUGUCACUAUAGUAAGAUGGGGAAAUAUAUUUUUUGUAAUCAUGGCAUGUGUAUAGCAUUUUCUGCUUAACUAAUUAACUUUUAUAGAAUCUGACGUAUUGGUGACGGAGUUUACCGACAGGUUUUGUAUCAGAAUACAGUAUAUAUCAUGAUGCGUCUUUUUACAUGAUCAUCCUUCCUCUGCCAGGAAUUUAAAAGGAAUAGUGAAAUCAUCACAUCAAGCACAGAUAUAUAUUCAUUUAGUUUGUAGAUUAGAGAUAUUAUUUGAAUAAUGAUAAUAAUAAUAAUAAUAAUAUAUAAUGAAUUUGUUCUUCUGAAUUCAAGAAUUUUACUGAGAUUGUGUCCAGUAUACAGUAUGUGUUUAUAUUAUAUGAUUGUUACCUCAUUACUUGUGUUACAUUGUGCUUUAUAUUAAUAUACUCACACACAAAGAUUUUCAUCGGUGAUGAUUAUUUACAGUGAUGAACUAACAGAUAUAUAUAUAUAUAUAUAUAUCACCCAAAUGAACUUUUGCAUUGAUCAAAUAAAUACGAAGCCAAUUCCUAGUACUGUAUACAUGUAAAGAGGAUGAGACUACUGUAAGUGAGCUUGUAGGUACAACUUAAGUAUUCGUAGUGUCGGGAUAUAACCGAGCUGUGUACAUACGGGAUACUUCUCUUGGUGAUGAGGUAAACAGGGUGUUGUGUAGGUGUUGGUAAUUUGUUUCACUGUCUCGCUCCAGUCGUUGUCCUUUUAUGAGUUCCCAGACCUGACCAACUCAUCAUUAUUCUUUUCCUACAAAAUCAUCAAAGGUGAUGCUGUGUAUUCAUAAUAAAACAUCUGUACUCA
Molecule: messenger RNA, 3590 nt
Organism: Homarus americanus (American lobster)
Lineage: Eukaryota; Metazoa; Arthropoda; Malacostraca; Decapoda; Nephropidae
Product: neurotrimin-like
Exons: 4
Coding region: 1-822 (273 amino acids)
Biological process (GO): synapse organization
Cellular component (GO): neuron projection membrane
Source: RefSeq, a predicted model, not a curated record